Messenger RNA from Gasterosteus aculeatus aculeatus (three-spined stickleback), 2246 nucleotides. RefSeq names its product olfactomedin-like 3b (gene olfml3b). The record is from RefSeq and is a predicted model, not a curated record. Gene Ontology annotation, biological process: signal transduction. NCBI's taxonomy places the organism in Eukaryota, Metazoa, Chordata, Actinopteri, Perciformes, Gasterosteidae.
CUCCAUCUUUACCAGAUGUAUUUGGCUCCUCCCAGGCAGUUUACUAAAACAUUCCAGCCCACCUCUGGGAGUCUGCUUCCUCCUCCACACACUCUCACUCAACCCAAGGAGCUAGUGAGACUGAGCCGACACAAAAUGAGAGCACUCGUUGUCUUGGUUACUUUGACCUGCUUUGCCAACGCCCAGCACCAGGCACUGAUUGACUACUUGGAGCGAAGGCUGCUCACUAUUGAGGACCGGAUCUCUCUGUGGCAUGAGCAGACCGCCCGCUACGCCUCCGAGCUGCGUGCUUUGAAGCAACAGAUGGUUUCCCAGCUGGAGACCCUGGAUAAAGAGAAAGAGACAUUGAGAAUGACUCUGGACGGUGUGGGGACGAGGGUGGAUCGGGUUGAGCGUGAGCUGGACUACCUAGAGACUCAGAAUGGAGCGCAGCCGUGUGUGGACGUGGACGACAAGCUGAUAGAGCAGCAGGUGACGCUGGUGCAGGAAAAGCAGAGGGCCAAGUAUUCAAAAUUAUCAGACUGCAGCGAAAUGAUCUCCAGCAUAAAAGCCAUGAAGAUCUUGAAGCGAGUCGGAGGACCAAAGGGAAUGUGGACCAGAGACACCGGCAGAGGCUCUGGGAAGGUCUACGUUUUCAACGGGACGGAUGAAGACACCAUCCACGUGUUUGCGUCCGUGCAAGACUUCUCUCGCUCGCCGGGCGUCACUCUGUCCAGGAACCUAAAGCUGCCGUCCGCUUGGAGGGGAACAGGACACGUUGUCUUCAACAACUACGCGUAUUAUUUCACUCAGGCAGAAGAGAUAAUGUUGAUUAAAUUUGACAUGAAUAGCAGCUUUGUGAGAGACAGCACAGUGUUCCCAGUGCAGGACCACGUCCCGGUGUACGGCCUGAACCCGGAGACAGUGAUGGACCUGGCCGUGGACGAGGAAGGCCUGUGGGCCAUUUACUCCACCAGGCAGAGCGAGAGGUACAUAUCUCUGGCAAAAAUUGACGCCACCUCGCUGGACAUUGAGCAAAUGUGGGACACAAACUGUCCAAGAGAGAACGCCGAGGCGGCUUUUGUCAUCUGUGGCACUCUGUACGUGGUGUACAACACCAAGCAGCCUGGGCGCUCACGUGUCCAGUGUGUGUUCGACGCCAAUGGUAUGGUGACCAACGAAGAUGCGCCACUGAUUUACUUUCCAAAGCGGUACGGAUCGCACUCUAGUCUGAAGUACAACCCGCAGGAGCAGCUGCUCUAUGCAUGGGACGAUGGCUACCAGAUCCUGUACAAGCUAAUCAUGAAAAAGAAACUAGAGAUUUAAACCCAAAAAAAACACCACACCAUCAACCACCACAAACCAGACCCAAGUCCCAUUAAAGCAAGAUAGAAGUUUGGACUCUUUAACUAAAACAUGUGUACUCAAUAUUACUACAGAACAUUUUACAUUUUAGAAUCUGCCCCUGGUUUACUUUAUGAAUGUAUGAUCUGAUUUCAUCAUCAUUGUUUUUGUUAAUGCGGCAAAUAUUAUACUAUAGAUUGGUACAAUUUACCAAACUGCUCACUUUAAUCUAAAUGUAUCAAUCAAUCUGUAUUUUUUUAUUUUACAUGUCAUUUUGUCUAGAUCAUGGUAGCAUCAAUGAUGCAUAAAACUAGUAUUAACCUCUAGUUCAGCAUAGUACAUUUCAAAUAAACAAUUUGUUUAGUUAUGCUUCACAUUUGUCAGAUAUAAUGCUACCAUAUAAAUGUUGUCACUAUUGUGGGUAACCUCACAGCUGCAUUAAACGUGUCUUGGAUAUUAGGAUACGUGCAGAAACAGCUAGCUGGCUAGUGUCGUUUUUUUUCAGUUUAUGCAUGUGAUGAACUUCCGGUCCAAAGCGAGCACAUAUGUAUUUUGUGGCUUUAACUUUUUACUAAAUGGCACCAAAAAAGGGCACCACUAUUUCAAUUAUACAUCUGAUAUUAUGGAAUUGUUUAGUUAUAUAUAAUAUAUAACAUUGAUUUCCUACUGUUUUACAUUUUAAUUGUUGUUGAAUGUUGAAUUUCAAGAAGAAAUGCAAACUACACUUGUUAAUGCAAGAAGUCAUUCAUCUCCAUUUCAGAGAGUAAGAUGCAAACAAAUUCAAAGUAAUGGGUUUGUGUGAUAGUUUUCUGCUACUGUACUAUCUACUAUCUUUUCUCGAUUUCAACUUUGUUUCUUGAAGCUGACCUGCACGGACUGACGUUGACAUACGGCGUGACUAAUAAAAACAUGUUUAGUUGGAA